AUGUCUACCGGUGCAAACGCCUCCCAGAAUGAUCCCAUGCAGCACCCCCUCGAGGCCAUUUCUCAGGGUAUCCAGAGUAUGGCUGGAGAGAAACGUGCACCAAGGCAAAGUCAUAUGGGUUCGGCCAACGAGGGACCUGCUGACAUAGCUGCAAAGAUCUCCGGCGCUGUUCAGGGCGGAUUGCGUGAGGACGACGGCCCUUACUUUACUACCAAUGAAGGUAUUCCGUGGCCUGACCCAGCACACAGCAAAACCGUUGGUGGUAUUCCUGUAGCGAGCGAUGUCUUUCUAUUCCAGAAGCAGCAGACUUUCAACCGUUCCAAGAACCUCGAGCGUAUGGUACAUCCUUGUGGUUCCGGCGCGUUUGGAUACUUCGAGUGCACUCAGAAGGUUGAUUCCCUCACGAAAGCCAACUUCCUCUCCAGCGUAGGCGAAAAGACUCCCGUCUUCGUCCGUUUCUCGACGGUUACGGUUGGCCGUGAGUACCCUGAUGAAGCUCGCAACCCCCGUGGCUUCGCCAUCAAGUUCUACACCAUGGAGGGCAACUACGACAUCGUCGGUCUUAACUUCCCGGUCUUUUUCUGCCGCGAUCCCAUCCAGGGCCCAGAUGUAAUCAGAUCGCAAGCCCGUAACCCAAGGAACUUUCUUCCAGAUUACGACGCUAUCUUCGAUUUGCUGGCAAACACCCCAGAGAGUAACCACGCCGGUCUCAUGUUCUUCAGUGAUCAUGGCACACCGGUUGGCUGGCGCUUCAACCAUGGAUAUGGCUGUCAUACCUUCAAGUGGGUUAACGCUGAGGGCAAGUUCGUCUACAUCAAGUACCACUUCAUCGCCAAGCAUGGCCAGAAGCAGUUCACCCAGCGGGAAGCGACACAGAUGUGUGGUGAAGACCCAGACUACUCCAAGCGCGACCUAUGGGAAGCCAUUGAGAAUGGUGAGGAGAUCGAAUGGACCGCCAUGGUACAGGUCAUGGAGCCUCAGGAUGCGGAUCCCGAGAAGCUCGGCUUCGACCCCUUCGAUGUCACGAAGAUCUGGCCGCGUAAGCAGUUCCCUAUGCAAGAGUUCGGCCGUCUGGUUCUGAACAAGAACCCUGAGAACUUCCAUCGCGAUGUCGAGCAAGCCGCUUUCUCGCCUGGCAGCAUGGUCCCCGGUAUUGAAGACUCGCCCGACCCAUUGCUCCAGUUCCGAAUGUUCUUCUACCGCGAUGCGCAGUAUCAUAGAAUCGGUGUGAAUCUUCACCAGAUCCCCGUCAACUGCCCCUUCAUGUCGAAGUCAUUCUCGCCUCUGCAGUUUGACGGUCAGAUGCGUGUCGAUGCCAACCACGCAGGAAACAAGCAAUACGUACCCAACAGCUUCGCACACAAAUUCCGUCCCGAUGUCGCUGAGGCGCCAUACCAGGUCUCAGACAACAUCAUGAGCCGCAAGAGUCAUUACUGGCACGAGGCCAAGAAGAGCGAGUAUGAUCAGGCAAGGGAGUUGUGGAGUAGGGUGAUGUCGCCUGAGAAGAGGCAAAACACCAUCACCAACACCUUCAACAUGCUCAAGUUCAAGAAGUACCUUGCACAAGUCUACAACAUCGGUCCUGACUAUGCUCAAGGCAUCUACGAUCUACUUGCAAAGUCGAAUUCCAAGCCUGAGUUCCCCUUCUCAGAGGUCGAGAAAUUGUCCGAAUCUGCACAUGUCUGGUUUAAGGAAGAGAUGUUCCGGCCUUCGAAUGGAGAGAGGCUGACCGGGUAUGCGCCAAGUGCGCAAGUCUACAACUAA
Messenger RNA from Alternaria atra, 1764 nucleotides. RefSeq lists its product as uncharacterized. The transcript is spliced from 4 exons. Bases 1 to 1764 code for a protein of 587 amino acids. Gene Ontology annotation, biological process: hydrogen peroxide catabolic process; response to hydrogen peroxide. Gene Ontology annotation, cellular component: cytoplasm; peroxisome; mitochondrion. The record is from RefSeq and is a predicted model, not a curated record. Gene Ontology annotation, molecular function: catalase activity; heme binding. NCBI's taxonomy places the organism in Eukaryota, Fungi, Ascomycota, Dothideomycetes, Pleosporales, Pleosporaceae.